Molecule: messenger RNA, 2025 nt
Organism: Pseudo-nitzschia multistriata
Lineage: Eukaryota; Bacillariophyta; Bacillariophyceae; Bacillariales; Bacillariaceae
Source: the annotation of a GenBank genome assembly
CUACUCUUACUUUUGUCUCCAGAGGGGUCCCUCGCCUCUCCAUUGCAAGAUAAUCCCUUUCGAACCAGCCCCACCCUCAAAGGAGAAAUUCGCGACUGCACUGGCGCAAUCCAGGUGUCGUCGUCGAAUUUGAAACUGCAACCACUGAGAAGAGCCAACACGGCCCAUCGCUCGUGACUUUUUCCGAGAACGAUCGAUUACAACACCAGAAGACAAACAAUGGACAUGGCCGGCGGCUUUACUCUUCAGAACAUGGCGUGCCUCACACUAGAUGGAUCGGGAAACGAGGAUGCCACGCCGUCGGAARCGGCAGCCACGGGGGAGCAGCAAGUGYCAAAGGAAAAGUCCUCCUCCCAGGAAGCACGGGACGAAUCGACGGCACCGACGACAUCCCACCGAAGAGGCAGCAGCAGCAGCAGCAACCUCGGCACGGCGGGCGAUAUAGGAGGAGGGGGGUUUCUYGCCUCGGGUUUUUCGUGGUUCGACAAACAAAGAGAAAAACGGCGCAGGGACCACCUCAAGCAGGAGGCAGAGAAACAAUUGCAAAAGAUUGCCGACGCCCAGCGAGCCGCUCGCAAGUCUGCUUCGGGUUCCAAUUCCACUAAAAACAUUCAYUCGUCGGUCAAUAGGAACCACAGCCUCAUCAGCUCGUCCUCCUCCUCCUCUUCACCGUCGCAGCAAGACGGGAUGUAUGUCAUGCCCAACAACAGUCUCAAGAGCAACGCCAGCGGAUCGUCGGACGGAGGGGAUUGCGAGAACGGGAACGACAAAUCGAAYGCAAAGCAAAGGCAAACGCAAUUUUACACACAAACGUCAAACUCGUUUGGAACCUCGGACGUGUCCAAAAGUGGAGAAGGUGCCUCUGGAACCCUCGAUCUGAGCGACAUUGAUGCACUCGGCGACGGUGGGGUUUCCAACCGAAAGAGCCCUGCGAAAAGCACGGACGACGACGAAAGCGUGUAUAUAAUACCUCCAGUCCGGGUCACGCACGUGGAAGGUGACGAGGCCAGUCCCUAUAUUCUCUCCCAAAAGCAAAUGGACGAGAUCGCCAAACACGUGCUGCCCGAGACUAUUACCUACUGCCGGUGGAGGAGGUUGUACGGACUCGGACGCGAUGGCGACUCCUUCGAGGGCUGCCUACGGAUCAUUGGGGCCGAAAAACGAACCCUAAUGGUCGUCCGGACCAGCAAGGGAGACGUCUUUGGGGGCUACGCCGAUGCCCCGUGGCACUCGCGCCAGGCCAAUGCAACSGCACACUUUUAUGGCACCGCCUCUUCCUGCCUCUUUUCCUUUAGCUCAACCCUCACCGAGUACUCCAGCUCGUCGUCGCCGACCGACUCACCGAUCAACGUGUACCGGUGGACCGGAAAGAACCGAUACAUACAGGUUUGCGACGUCUUUCACAAAAUGCUGGCCUUUGGGGGUGGUGGCGACAAGGGUGCCUUUGGSCUCUGCCUGCAGGACGACUUUCAGCGCGGGACCACCGGGCACUGCGAUACCUUUGACAACGAYCCCCUCUGCUCUGGCGACAGCCGAACCUUUGACGUGGUCGAUGUGGAAUUCUGGGAGUUCCAGACCGGCGUGUUUUAGGAAAAAACCGGUGGAUCGCUUCGCUUCCUUUCGAAUCGAUUUGAUUUGAUUUGAUUUGAUUUGUUUCGAGUCGAUUCGAUUCGAUUCGGAUCAGACUGUUCCAUCUUUUUUCGGCUUUCUGCACCUCUGCGCAAAACACACAAUAACAUUAUUGUAGAAGUCGCGAUGCACCAACCAUUAGCCCGAACCUUGCAACGUUUUGUGYGUGCUUGCUUGGGGCUGUGAUGGAUCAAUGGGGCACAAUGUUUUGUUGGGYACAAAUGCUUUGCGCUAUUGCAACAAAGAAGCGCUGCGUGAUCCACACUCGUGCGAGUGUUUGUAUAUUAUUGUGAACCACAAUUCUUCCAUCCUAAUGGAGUAUGURUAUCGAUAGGGCGAUUGGCGUUAAGUUAUAGAAAGGAACCAUUGGUAUUAUAAUAUUGCUAAAUUAUAAGU